Molecule: messenger RNA, 312 nt
Organism: Opisthorchis viverrini
Lineage: Eukaryota; Metazoa; Platyhelminthes; Trematoda; Opisthorchiida; Opisthorchiidae
Exons: 1
Source: RefSeq, a predicted model, not a curated record
AUGCUACGUGAGGGCCCCCAAGUACACGAGGCGUUGUCUCGUCUUCUGACGCCCCAUUUCACUCGAAAAAUUGCUGAUCUAUCUACCUUUGACCCCGGUGUUGCCGGGCAUCAAAAGUCCGACGAAAAGUCGGUCCCCGACCCGCCAGUGCUAAACGACUUUCCAUUGGACACAGCGCGGGGCAGGUAUAUUCGUUCGUUGGCCAAACUGCUGACCACCAAUUCCGUGACCCCUUAUUUGAUUUGGGACAAUCGCUGUCGUGCCGAGUUGGAGGUCAUGUUGGAUGCGAAUAUCCAGCAGUUGAUUCGAACG